UUUCUGUAUUGUUAUUUUCUGGUGGCUUGGUUAUGAUUGCAAUGGAUGUUAAAUGUGAAGUUGGUUCUAGCGAUGGCAAUUGCUGUUACACGGAUUCUUCGUCAUCCAGUGAACUCAACGAGGAUAAUGACCGUAGGGACCAAGGAGUUGAGAUAACUAAAGGGACUCUUAAUUCGAUUUUAGACGAUAAUUCACGUACGUUUGAAUUUCUAAGAAGUUUUGGUGUUCUUGCUGAUAAGUACAUAUGUGCUACAUGCCGAAAGCCAAUGUCCUGUACUAAGGUUCCACCAAAAAGAAGUAGGGAUCAGCUUAUGUGGCGAUGCCGAAAACACAACGUGUGGAGGUCCGUCCGCAAAGGGACAUGGUUUGAAAGUGCGAGGCUUACCAUGAGAGCUAUAGUUUUGAUGACGUACUGUUUCUGUAUGCGUAAGUCUGUGUUGUCGACAAGUCGCAUUGCAGGAUUGAGCGACAGAAGUGCCCUCGACUGGUUUCUGUCGUGUAGGGAAAUUUGUUCAGCGUUACUGAAGAGAAGAGGAAAGAUAGGAGGCCCAGGUGUUGUGGUUGAGAUGGACGAAUUGCCUUUUAGGCGUGUUAAAUAUGAUUUGGGAAAGUGGAUGGCAGAAGUCUGGGUUUGGGGAGCGGUCGUUUGUGGGAAAGAACAUGGGCAGCUGGUUUUGAAAAUGGUUGAGAAGAGAAAUGCGAGGACUUUGCAAUGUCUUCUCGAAGAACAUAUCGAGGACGGGACUGUUAUAUGUUCAGAUAAGUGGAAGAGUUAUGAGGAUGAAGGGGAAGUGAAUCUUGAGACUUUUGCAGCUGAUCACAAUUAUCAGUUUCGCAAUAAAUUGAUUGGUACUAUGGAGCAACAUUGGGAGGGCAUACAGAGAGUUGUGGGGAGAGGGAAGAGAAGGCUCGGUAGUUUGCAGGGCCAUUUGGACGAAUAUGUUUGGAGGGAGAGCGUGUUUGGACAGGGGUGUGUGUUUCAUUCUUUCAUGCGAGGUGUGGGAACGCUUUACGUACCGUGUGUAGAGGACCCUACACCGGCACUGCAGGACUCUAGGCGUGUAGCAGAACACUCUAAGCCAGCAGCUGGAGUGCUAAUACCUGUAGCAGUAAAGCGAGAACCUUCGCUGUCAGCAACUGUUCUAUCCUCUCCAUUAGCAGCUGGAGACGCAUCGCCAGCAGCAGUAAAGCGAGAGCCUUCACUGUCACCAGAUGAAUUCGAAGAGCUGACACCAGUAGCAGUAAAAGAAGAACCUUCGCUGUCAGCAGCAGGUCCAUCCUCACCAGUAGAAGCUGCAGUGAACGUUACAGUGCAGCCAAAGGAGAGGCCUACGAGGCACAGGAAACGUGUGGUACGCGAGGAUUUUUGGUAUCCCACCUCGUUUAAGGACUUUUGUGAUGCGGAGUUAGAGGAUUAGGACAAGGUUUUGGUGUAAUGUUCCUUUAUUUUCGGUUCAUCUGCCAGGUGUGACGUAUCUGGCAAAACACUUUAGAAAUGGUCAUUUUGAAACUUUGUCUGUAUGGAGGCAUUUUGUGUGAUGGCCCUUUGCUCAUUUGCACUGUCAGUUUAUCCUCGUGACAUUCGAGUGAAGACUAUUUGUAACUUUGUGGUCUGUGAACUUCACUUUUAACCGAAAGUGUAAGGAAGAUAGAAUGCCAGCUGUAAUAGCUGAUCAAGAAAUGAUGCAGCUUCCUCAUCGAGAUCUAGAUUUGAAACAGGAUACGAGUUAGACCCGAUCAAGUGUAAGGCUGUGAUUAUACACCAGAGAAUGGCCCAACCGGUCCGACUGCCGAACACUCUGACGUGUGUGGGAAGAACUGACAGAGUUCCAAAUGGUGCCUCUUCGUAACAAUGCAAUGACAUUUUCUUUUGUUGAAAAUGAGCCCUAAGGAUAAAAGUUUGUGGUUCAGAUUUAUGUCACAAUGCAGAAAACAGAAGAUUUCUCACAGAAUAACAUUCUUGUACACUUGCACCAAUGACAAAGCAGUUACAGCAGACGUAGAGAAAUUUAAAUACUUAGGGACAUACAUCAGCAAAAGUGGACUGGGUAAUAGCGAAGUAAAACACAGAAUACAACAAAGCAGAAAAGCAAUUGGAUGCAUCAGUUCUUUUGUGGACCAAGAACAUUUCUAACGACAAUAAGAAAAUGGUGGGUAGGCUAAUGGUCAAAUCUGACCCGUGCUAUGGAUGGGAACCACGAAUUUUAAAUGUUCACCUUUGCAGAAGACUAAUAACUGUGGAAACCGAUUGUUUGAGGAGGACCUUCAGAAUAUUGAGACUCGAGGAAAAAAGUAAUGACGAGUCUAGAGCUCGAAUGAGCGCAGAUGAAACAGUGGUAGAACUGGAAGAAAAUCAUUAAAGUGGUAUGCUUAUUUACUGACCAUGCCAGAUCAAUAGAGAUCAAAGAAAAUUUUUUUUGGGAAACCACGUGACAGAUAUAAAUGUGGGAGACCGUAGCGUUCUCGGAAAUGCCACAUCGACUAAAUAAUGGAAUGUUGAGGUGUACACGAAGAGCGAACCUCAGCAGAGAGGCGUGACAGAAGACAACAACAAUACAGCAUAAUGUUUUAUUUAUGUAUGUAUUAAUCAAUAUAAUAAUAAUAAUAAUAAUAAUAAUAACUGUAAUAAUGAAUAAGAAAGCUCUCAGUUUCACAAUAUUUGUUUCAGUUACGGUAUUCUAAUGUCACAAUUCAUUGAUUUCAGUGUUCAUAUAUGGACUGUUUGUUAUUACAGACAGUAUUAUCUUUUGACAGUCAGACGAGA
Schistocerca piceifrons (Central American locust) is the source of this 2764-nucleotide messenger RNA. RefSeq lists its product as uncharacterized. The transcript is spliced from 4 exons. Lineage: Eukaryota; Metazoa; Arthropoda; Insecta; Orthoptera; Acrididae. Bases 33 to 1418 code for a protein of 461 amino acids. The record is from RefSeq and is a predicted model, not a curated record.